Molecule: messenger RNA, 1433 nt
Organism: Ceratina calcarata
Lineage: Eukaryota; Metazoa; Arthropoda; Insecta; Hymenoptera; Apidae
Gene: UbcE2M
Product: NEDD8-conjugating enzyme UbcE2M
Exons: 4
Coding region: 175-720 (181 amino acids)
Source: RefSeq, a predicted model, not a curated record
AUACCGUGAUCGUAACAAAAACGAUUUCUGUUCCGUCCACGUGAAAUCAGUCGUAAAUUCACAGUAGUUGUUUCCAUUGUCAAAAAGUUUUGUUGCGUGCAUCUAAGUUGCGCGCGUGGCCGUUCGAGGAAGAAGACUUUCGUGCCUUCCACGCCGGGCACCCGCCACUUUAUCAUGAUCAAAUUAUUCUCGUUAAAACAGGCGAAAAAGGAUGGCGAGUCGCCGAAAGCUGGUACCCAAAAGAAGGCAUCCGCAGCACAACUGAGAAUCACAAAAGACAUAAAUGAACUCAAUCUUCCAAAAACCUGCGGGACAGAGUUUCCUGAUCCAGAUGACCUACUUAAUUUUAAAUUAAUCAUUUGCCCAGAUGAGGGAUUUUAUAGAGGUGGUAGAUUCGUUUUCAGUUUUAAAGUUGGGCCAAAUUAUCCACAUGAACCACCUAAAGUAAAAUGUGAAACACAGGUCUAUCAUCCUAACAUUGACCUUGAUGGCAAUGUGUGUCUUAACAUUUUGAGAGAAGAUUGGAAACCAGUCCUAACAAUUAACUCUAUCGUAUAUGGAUUGCAGUAUCUUUUUUUGGAGCCAAAUCCAGAAGACCCUUUAAAUAAAGAUGCCGCCGAAGUCUUGCAAAAUAAUAGGAGAGCGUUUGAGCAGAACGUAGCGAAAGCAAUGAGAGGUGGCUAUGUCGGUUCGUUUUACUUUGAACGGUGUCUCAAGUGACAUUAUGGUUCACUUUAUCCGAGAAUACAUUGAGGAAAACGGAGCGAGAGUAGAACUUCUCCCCGCUCUGAAUAUGAUCCUCUUGUCUAUCUUGUUUAUUUUAACGGGCCUCUUUGCGUCUUUACGAGUGCUUCGUAUCUUUGGCCAAUAAACCAUUGGUAAAACAAAGAAAAAAUGCCACAGAUGCGCUGUCUUCUCGGAGUGGGAUACUUAUUUCUUUAUUUUUUCCCUCAAAUAUUAACAAAGAAUUGAAGGUUGCACUUACAUUUGCAAAUUUUGUAAUUCGAACAACUGGUAAAUACGGUAUGAAACGUAGUAAUGGUAGCGAUUGUUAACAAUUUUUUAAUAUACCAGUGAAUUCAGAUGAGGAAAAGAAAGUUAAUGAUUAAAAUUGUCGCAAUUUGUAUAAAAGAAAAUUACUAAUAAUAUAAUAGAAUUUCGAUUCGACAAUUUAAUCGUGAUCGCUAUUGCUUUAAUCGUGUUAGGGAGAAUGUAUAUAUGCGUGCAUGUAUUUAUAUAAAAUUCUGCAAAUGUAUUUGCAAUAUCAAUAAUUGUCAAGACCUUUCAUAAAUGUAUCUCCGCCCUGAGGAUUACUUCGCAGGAUACGAAUUAUUUUCCCUAAAUGGGUACGAAUAUCCUGCCAAGCUCUUCAUUUGAAAUCACGUAACUUAUGUAUCGAUCGAAAGUGGAAUAUAAGGCUGUUAACGAAAAAA